AUGGCCGCACACGUAGUAGAGCCUAUUGUAGCUGAUGAAGAUGUUCAAGGCGAUCUAGAUUCGUCGAUUGGAGAGGAUGCAACAUCAUCAACCGCGAGUUUGAGCAGCUCUAUUCUCGACUUCCGCCAAGAGAAUGGGAGAACAUACCACGGCUACAAGGAUGGAAAAUACCAUCUUCCCAACGACGACCGCGAGAAUGACAGGCUAGACCUACAGCACAACUUGUUUCUUCUCACUUUCGACAACAAGCUCGGUCUUUCACCCCCAAACCUCCCUGGUUCCAAAGUCAAGCGAGUGUUAGACUUGGGCACAGGCACAGGGAUAUGGGCAAUUGACUUUGGUGAUGAUCAUCCUGAAGCCGAGGUCAUUGGCGUCGAUUUAUCUCCCAUCCAGCCUAGCUUUGUUCCGCCUAAUGUUAGGUUUAUCAUUGACGAUAUUCAUGAGGACUGGGGCUUCUCUGAGCCUUUUGACUACAUUCAUAGUAGGAUGAUGAAUUUCAGCAUCCCCGACUGGCCGGAAUACUUUCGCAAAAUCUACGAGAAUCUCGCUCCGGGCGGUUACAUCGAGAUCCAGGAAAUCGACGUCAUGAUGAAAUCCGACGACGGCACUCUUUCUGAGGACAGACCAAUCAUGACAUGGAGCAAGCUGUUAAAUGAAUCCUCUAUCAAGCUACAACAAGCUUACCAAAAGAUUGAUGAAUUUAAAGAUAUAAUGUCGAAAGCAGGGUUUACUGAGAUCGUCGACACCCGCUUCAAGUGGCCGUCGAAUCACUGGCCCAAGGAUAAGAAGUAUAAGGAGCUUGGUGUGUGGAACAACGAGAAUAUCGCGAUUGCUCUGGAGUCAUUGACCAUAGCUCCGUUUACGAGAGCCCAUGGUUGGUCGAUCGAAGACGUCCAAGUUUUCCUCACAGAGGUUAGGAAGGAUCUCAAUAAUCCAAGGAUUCAUGGUUAUUGGCCUAUGUGA
Molecule: messenger RNA, 963 nt
Organism: Fusarium sp. VM40
Lineage: Eukaryota; Fungi; Ascomycota; Sordariomycetes; Hypocreales; Nectriaceae
Source: the annotation of a GenBank genome assembly